AUGUACAGCUUCAAUACUCUUCGACUCUACCUUUGGGAGACCAUUGUAUUCUUCAGCCUUGCUGCUUCUAAGGAGGCUGACGCUGCCCGCUCCGCGCCCAAGCCUAUGUCACCCUCGGAUUUCCUGGAUAAGCUAAUGGGGAGAACCUCUGGAUACGAUGCCAGGAUCAGACCCAACUUCAAAGGUCCCCCGGUGAAUGUGAGCUGCAACAUUUUCAUCAACAGCUUCGGCUCCAUUGCUGAGACAACCAUGGACUAUAGGGUCAACAUCUUCCUGCGACAGCAGUGGAACGACCCCCGGCUGGCCUACAAUGAGUACCCGGAUGACUCUCUGGACCUGGACCCAUCCAUGUUGGAUUCCAUCUGGAAACCUGACCUGUUCUUCGCCAACGAGAAGGGGGCCCACUUCCAUGAGAUCACCACAGACAACAAACUGCUGAGGAUCUCCCGGAAUGGAAAUGUCCUCUACAGCAUCAGAAUCACCCUGACACUGGCCUGCCCCAUGGACUUAAAGAAUUUCCCCAUGGAUGUCCAGACGUGUAUCAUGCAACUGGAAAGCUUUGGCUACACCAUGAAUGACCUGAUCUUCGAGUGGCAGGAACAAGGAGCUGUGCAGGUGGCAGAUGGACUAACACUACCCCAGUUUAUCCUGAAAGAGGAGAAGGACUUGAGGUACUGCACGAAGCAUUACAACACAGGGAAAUUCACCUGCAUUGAGGCCCGGUUCCACCUGGAGCGACAGAUGGGCUACUACCUGAUCCAGAUGUACAUUCCCAGCCUGCUCAUUGUCAUCCUUUCAUGGAUUUCCUUCUGGAUCAACAUGGAUGCCGCGCCAGCCCGUGUGGGCCUGGGCAUCACCACUGUGCUCACCAUGACCACCCAGAGCUCUGGCUCCCGAGCAUCCCUGCCCAAGGUGUCCUAUGUGAAAGCCAUUGACAUUUGGAUGGCAGUGUGCCUGCUCUUCGUGUUCUCAGCCCUGCUUGAGUAUGCCGCUGUCAACUUUGUGUCUCGUCAGCACAAAGAGCUGCUCCGAUUCAGGAGGAAGCGAAGACAUCACAAGAGCCCCAUGCUGAAUCUGUUCCAGGAGGAUGAGGCCGGGGAGGGCCGCUUCAACUUCUCUGCCUAUGGGAUGGGCCCAGCCUGUCUGCAGGCCAAGGAUGGCAUCUCAGUCAAAGGCGCCAAUAACAACAACACCACCAACCCCCCUCCCGCGCCGUCCAAGUCCCCGGAGGAGAUGCGAAAACUCUUCAUCCAGAGGGCCAAGAAGAUUGACAAAAUAUCCCGCAUUGGCUUCCCCAUGGCCUUCCUCAUCUUCAACAUGUUCUACUGGAUCAUCUACAAGAUUGUCCGCAGGGAGGAUGUCCACAACCAGUGA
Molecule: messenger RNA, 1374 nt
Organism: Hyaena hyaena (striped hyena)
Lineage: Eukaryota; Metazoa; Chordata; Mammalia; Carnivora; Hyaenidae
Gene: GLRA1
Product: glycine receptor alpha 1
Exons: 9
Coding region: 1-1374 (457 amino acids)
Biological process (GO): regulation of membrane potential; nervous system process; chemical synaptic transmission
Cellular component (GO): synapse; plasma membrane; neuron projection
Molecular function (GO): transmitter-gated monoatomic ion channel activity; transmembrane signaling receptor activity; extracellularly glycine-gated chloride channel activity
Source: RefSeq, a predicted model, not a curated record